Messenger RNA from Sparassis crispa, 852 nucleotides. RefSeq lists its product as hypothetical. Bases 1 to 852 code for a protein of 283 amino acids. Lineage: Eukaryota; Fungi; Basidiomycota; Agaricomycetes; Polyporales; Sparassidaceae. The transcript is spliced from 3 exons. The record is from RefSeq and is a predicted model, not a curated record.
AUGCCAGGCAGGAUAUUGAUCGCCGACCUACUACUGACGGAAGAUUUCCGAGGGAAGUUCGAGGAGAGCAUGACCCCACAGCAACAGGAGACUACCGUCCGUGCCCUGAAAAAUAUGAUAGAGCGCGUGCGCCAUGGCACAGACGGGGACCUACUUAUGAUGGGUGUGAUGAAGCCGGGGGAUCUGCAGGCACAGAAGGGCAGGAGAGUGGCGGAUUGCCUCAACAUGUCUUAUUGGCAGAUGGCAUUGUUCCUCAGGUUUUCCGUCCCAACGCGCAUAGCUGAGGCGGAGCCUUAUCUGCGCAUCGUUGUGCGCGAUUUCAACGAUAUUCACCAUGGUGAAAUAAAGGACGCGCUCCCCAUGCUCUAUCUCGCCAGUUCUAUCCAGAAGGUCCUCGGAAACGAACAAGAGGCGUUGGAAAUCUUCCGCGAGGCCUUCGAUUAUUAUGAAGGUCCCAAGGGAAACCCCAUGGGGUACAAGUCGGAAUUGUGGGCGCGGGCAAACUUUGCGCGUCUGUUGAGGAAGAUGCGCAAGGUCGCCGAUGCAGAAGAGCAGGAGAAGAAGAUCAGGACCUAUAUGGUCAAUCACCCGUUCGGUGUCCCGCCGAGCGAAUACCGCAAGGUCCUCGUGGAUGAUACUGAGGAGAACAGCCUCAAGUAUACUUGGGACCAUCCUCUCGUCCGCCGAUCGCUGCGACACAUCGGAGAGAUGCCCAGUCACAUAUCGCCGAAUGUGCCAUUGCAUGAACAGAUGCAGGCCGUCGGAGGGACAGGCGAAGUUCCGAAGGUGCAUGAAAUGAGUCACGCCGCUCCUAAGAAACCUAAACGACGCCGGGGAGGACGACGCAGUUAA